AUGAAAAUUGGUAUGGGAUUCUUAAUGUUAUUAUUAAAUAGCGGUCUAUUGCUUUUUGGUGCGGCAGAUUCAGAUCUUAUUUCCGGUAAAAAUUUGACAUAUGUAAACUUACUGGAAAUAGCUGGAAACCGUUUACCGGACAAUAUAUAUCCUGUACAUUAUACAAUCCAAUUAGACCUACGUUAUACUACGAACACAGAUAUUUCUUCUCAAGGCCAAUGCACAAUUUUUAUUCAAAUUACUAGUCCAACGAAAAAUAUAAAUUUACAUGCAGAUAUAUCACAAAUACAGAAAUUUUAUUUUCAAGAAUUGAAAACUAUAUAUAAAAAACAAAAAGAGAAAGAAUCAUAUGUUCCAACGUAUUUUCCAAUAAUUUCUCAAUACAAUAAUAAAAAUAAUGUCUGGGCCUUUAUCUUCGAUAAGGAAAUACCACCUGGUUUUUACAGCUUAAAUUUGACAUUUGAGUAUAUAGAAGUAGACAGUGAAGGUCUUUUCAGAACAUCAUUUAUAAAUGAUGAAGGAGAUACAACAUGGUUAGUCGCAUUAGAUUUUCUGCCAAUUGGAGCCCGACGAAUAUUUCCUUGUUGGGACGAACCAAGGUUUCUGGCGACUUUUGAGAUUUUUAUAACAUAUGAAUAUAAUUACACAAUUCUGUCGAAUACACUAAUUAGACAUAUAACAAGUUAUGUACUUGACUGGCAAAAAGCGCAUAUUGAGGUAAUUCGAAUCCCAACAUAUCACGUCUCAGCAAUAUUACUAUCACCACAGUUCACCACAGUAAAAUCAUUGUUUUUUGAAGCACCAUCUAUACUACGCAUGUUACAACUGAUGCUAUCAAAUGAUAUAUUUCAAAAUGCUAUAAGAACAUAUUUGAGCGAAGACCCUUCUUUAAAUGAUAUGACAAUUACUGAUGCUUUUUGGACUGCUAUACAACGUGCUUAUGAUAUUUCUCCAAUCAGACGUGUAGAAUUAAGCGUAAAGCAGUUCAUGGAUGCUUGGACAAAGCAACAGCACUAUCCUGUAGUGAAAGUUACACAAAAUAAUUCUCACGUGACAAUAUUAGUAGAAAAUAUGAAUACUAAUGAGAAGAACUGGUAUACUAACAGGAAGAACUGGAAUACUAAUGAGAAGAACUGGUCGAUACCUUACACCAUAGUUACGAAUGCAAAUAAAGAUAGACCUGAUUUUUCUUUAUCAACUUUGCAGAGUAAUAUCUAUUUUUCUUUAGUGGGAGAAGAAUUAAAUCUCAAUGCUGGAACUAACUGGAUUAUAGUUAAUGUACAACAAAUAGGAUAUUAUCGUGUCAAAUACGAUAAGACUACUUUGGGACAAAUCUCGGAAUACUUAAAUUCGGAUGAACAUCAUAUAGAUAAAAUACAUAUUCUCAACCGUGCUCAAAUUAUCGAUGACGCAUUUUACUUUUUUAUGAGAAACGAAACUGAUUUGAAUGUAUUCUUGAAUCUCACGAAAUAUCUAUGGCGAGAGACAGAUUUUAUAGCAUGGUAUCCUAUGUUUAAAGGUCUUGAAUACAUGUCGACUUUCUUUCAUUAUCAAAAUAGUUCAUAUAUAAAGAGAAAUAUGCUGAGAAUAGUAAAUAAAAUUUUUGUUGAAAUAAUAAAAGAUGAUUCGGAUUAUUUGUUCGAUAUCAGUUUAAAAGAAGAGAUUUCAAGAUGGGCAUGUAUUCUUGGUUCUUUCGAAUGCAAGGAAGAAGCUUUCCUUAGAUUACAGAUACAUUUAAAAAAUCAAACAGUAUAUCCAAAUUUACCGGGCCAUAUAUAUCCGAUACGCUAUACAAUCCAUUUACAACUUCAUGAUAUAAACAAAAAUAUCUCUGCUCACGGCGAAUGCACAAUCGAUGUGAAAAUUAAUAGUCCAACGCGAAAUAUAUAUUUACACGCGGAUGUAUUACAAAUACGAGAAUUAAAAUUUAAAGGAUUGAAAACAGCAGCAUAUAGAGAUCGAUAUAAAUUGGAGAGUCAUCCAGUAGUCAGUACAUAUUAUAGAGAAAAUAAUGUCUGGGCCUUUAUCUUCGAAACGGAAAUAUCACCUGGUUUUUACAGCCUAUAUUUGACAUUCGCGUAUUUAGAAGUAGACAAUAAAGGGCCUUUCAGAACAUCAUUUAUAAAUGAUGAAGGAGAUACAAUACGGUUAGCCGCAUUAGAUUUUCUGCCAAUUGGGGCCCGACGAAUAUUUCCUUGUUUGGAUGAACCACGAUUUCGGGCAUCUUUUGAUAUUUUUAUAAGAUAUAAUUAUGUAAAUUAUACGAUUUUAUCGAAUACACCAGUUAUAGGUCCAGUAGGUGUAUUUCACACUAUGGAAACGGUACGUUUUGUUACUCCUGAAAUUCCAACAUAUCACGUCUCAGCAAUACUGCUAUCGCAUUUCACCACAGUGAAAUCAUUGUAUUUUGAAAAUAUUAAUGUAAACAUCAGAUAUAGACAGCAGUUAAAUCCUUAUCAUAUCUAUUUUGCACGUACUGUUGUUGACGAUAUCACAUCAUACUUCAUAUCGCAAAAGCAUCUCGACAACACGAUGAACAUAACUCAUGUUCUAAUCCCAGGUUUCCGACACGAUGCCGUUUCAAAUUUGGGACUCAUUUAUUAUAGAGAAACAGCUGUUAUAUUUUUUGAAGAAGAAGAUCCGUUAAUGCGUAAACCAGAAAUUGCCCGUUUAAUAGGACGUUCAAUAGCAUAUCAAUGCUUUAGCAAUCGUAUCAGUCCAUCUUGGUGGUCUUACAUGUGGUUAAUCGAGGGUAUUACAACAUUGCUCGCAUUGGAUGCAAUUGAUGAGAAUUAUCCAGAUUUCCGUAUGAAAGACUUGUUUGUCGUUCAGACUCUACAAGAAUCUCUUCGUUUCGAUGAUAAUUUCGUUAUGAAGCCUCUUAUAACAGAAAUACGAACUCCUUCUGAAAUUGAAUCAAUUUUUUCAAUGUCUUAUUAUUUGAAAGCACCAUCUAUACUACGCAUGUUACAACUGAUGAUAUCAAAUGAGAUAUUUCAAAAGGGUAUAAAGACAUAUUUGAGCGAAGACUCUUCUUUAGAUCAUAUGACAACUAUUGAUGCUUUCUGGACUGCUAUACAACGUGCUUAUGAUAUUUCUCCAAUCAGACGUGAAGGAUUAAGCAUAAAGCAGUUGAUGGAUGCUUGGACAAAGCAACAGCAUUAUCCUGUGGUGAAGGUCACACAAUAUAACUCUCUCGUGAAAAUAUUUAUUGAAAAUAUGAAUACUAAUCAGAAGAGCUGGUCGAUACCUUACACCUCGGCUACGAAUGCAAAUAAAUACAGUUCUGCUUUUUCUUUAUUUACUAUACCUUUUAAUAUGCAGUUUCCUUUAGUGGGAGAAGAAUUAUUUUUAAAUUAUAAUAUAAAUAAUUGGAUUAUAAUUAAUAUACAACAAAUAGGAUAUUAUCGUGUCAAAUACGAUAAGACUACUUUGGGACAAAUCUCGGAAUACUUAAACUCGGAUCAUAUAAAUGAAAUACCUGUCCUCAACCGUGCUCAAAUUAUCGAUGACGCAUUUUACUUUUUUAUGAGAAACGAAACUGAUUUGAAUGUAUUCUUGAAUCUCACGAAAUAUCUAUGGCGAGAGACAGAUUUUAUAGCAUGGUAUCCUAUGUUUAAAGGUCUUGAAUACAUGUCGAUUUUCUUUCAUUAUCAAAGUAGUUCAUAUAUAAAGAGAAAUUUGCUGAGAGCAGUAAAUACAAUUUUUGUUAAAACAAUAAAAGAUAAUUCGGACAAAUUGUUCGAUAUUAGUUUAAAAGAAGAGAUUUCGAGAUGGGCAUGUAUUCUUGGUUCUUCUGAAUGCAAGAAGGAAGCUUACUCUAGAUUACAGAUAAAUUUACAAAAUGAAACUGUUUUGCCUUUGAAGGAAUGGACAUACUGUAAUGGUUUAAUGAUAGCAGAUGAUGAUACUUGGUAUUCAGCGUUACAUACCAUACAUACCGGAAAACCUGAUUUACCUGAUUAUAUGUAUCUUAAAUUCAUAGCUUGCUCUAAAGAUUUCUUUAUUAUUCGUAAUUAUAUAGAGAUCAUAAGCUCAGCACAGUUUUAUAAUAAAACACAAAAAGAUUACGGUCAAGUUUACAUUUUCCAUUUUGUCGUUGCGAGACAUGCAAAGAAUGACACCAUGCUUGAUUAUAUAUUAGCAAAUUUGGAUGGAAUAAAACCCAGGUAUUUUGAUUUGGAGAUAUAUCGUUUAAAUUCGUAG
This is a messenger RNA of Trachymyrmex septentrionalis, 4206 nucleotides long. Its product is annotated as glutamyl aminopeptidase-like. The transcript has 17 exons. Gene Ontology annotation, cellular component: cytoplasm. Gene Ontology annotation, molecular function: peptide binding; metalloaminopeptidase activity; zinc ion binding. Bases 1 to 4206 code for a protein of 1401 amino acids. The record is from RefSeq and is a predicted model, not a curated record. Lineage: Eukaryota; Metazoa; Arthropoda; Insecta; Hymenoptera; Formicidae. Gene Ontology annotation, biological process: peptide catabolic process; proteolysis.